AUGUCUCUCGACGACUCUACAAGACCGCGCCUCCAGUCCUUGGCAGACGGUUUCAUGCAAGCGAUCAAUCAACAGGACUUCGACCGCUCCUCUCCAGCCUGGCAGUUUCUCGCACCGCAAUUUCAAGGAGGACCCUUCCCUCCGGUCAUCAAGACCAAAAUCGGAGUGGAAGAGUGGCUCGAAUACCUCUCCGACGUACGCUCCUCCAAUCCGGAAUGGGAAAUCCAUAUCUUAGAUUCAGACGCUAUACCAGGCCCGUCCAAGAAUUUCGCAUCGCUGUAUAUCAAUGUGGAAGUUCAUGGUCUCCCCGUCGGCGUAACGUGGCAAAGUGUAGGAGUUUACGACUUUCAGUGUUUUGAUGGCGAGUGGCUUGCGAUUUCUUAUCGAGGAUUCUCUGGUGGUCAGGUCGGGACCUUUUGA
This is a messenger RNA of Ramularia collo-cygni, 420 nucleotides long. RefSeq lists its product as uncharacterized. Lineage: Eukaryota; Fungi; Ascomycota; Dothideomycetes; Mycosphaerellales; Mycosphaerellaceae. The transcript has a single exon. The coding region runs from base 1 to 420 and encodes 139 amino acids. The record is from RefSeq and is a predicted model, not a curated record.